AUGCCUCAGCCGGCGCCGUUGGGUGUGCUGCCAUUAACCAAUAUUCUCCGGUCUCUCAUGACGACGACCGUUUCGUCAUCCCCGCUCCUGCUCCCGCCGUCCCUAGCCAUGAUGUCCGUCCUGGCGAACACCUCUGUUGCGGUUCUCAACCCAGACAGAAACCCCCUUCUCCGCUUCUUCCUGAAAAAAACAUUCUAUGCCCAAUUCUGCGCGGGCGAGAACCCGCUGGAAGUACGACGGACGAUCGAAUCGCUGAAAGCGAUCGGCCUAAGCGGCGUCAUUCUGGGUUACGCCAAGGAGGUCGUGCUCACCGAAGCACAGAUGAAGGAUCUCGCCUCAUGCAGCACUGGCGCUGUUGCCGAAGACUGUGUACGAACCGAGAUCACCCCCUGGGCCAAUGGCACCAUGGAGACGGUACGCCUUGCCUCGCCGGGCGACUUCGUCGCGCUCAAGUUCACCGGCGCCGGCCGCCAGGCGCUUCACGCCCUCUCUCAGCGCCUGCAGCCUUCCGAGGCCUUGGCCUCGGCCAUUGACAGCAUCUGCCAGCUCGCUGCAUCACGCGGUGUGCGCCUGCUCUUUGACGCAGAGCAGCAGGCCCUCCAGCCGGGCAUCGAUGACUGGUCCCUCGCGUACAUGCGAAAGUACAACACGGGGCAGAACGCCGUUGUCUAUGGCACAUACCAGGCGUAUCUCAAGUCGACGCCGUCGACGAUCGGCCGGCACCUCGCCGCCGCCAGCCAGGGUGGCUUUACCCUCGGCGUCAAGCUGGUCCGUGGCGCCUAUUUGGGUUCCGACCCCCGCCACCUCAUCCACAACACCAAGGCCGACACGGACGCGGCUUACGACGGCAUCUCCGAGGCGUUGCUGCGGGGCAAGUGGAGCGCGGGUCUCGAGCCACCGCGGGGUGAGAAGGGCGGGACCGCCGCGUUUCCCAACGUGAGCGUGGUCGUGGCCACGCACAACCGGGAGUCGGUGGUCAAGGCGCGCAAGGUCCUCUCCGAGAUCAACACGGACGUGGACGUGGCGUUUGCCCAGCUCCAGGGGAUGGCGGACGAGGUCAGCUGCGAGCUGGUGACAACCCGCGCCGCCAACAGGGCGCCGCGCGCCUACAAGUACCUCGUCUGGGGCUCGACGGGCGAGUGUAUGAAGUAUUUGCUGCGGAGGGCGCACGAGAACCGGGAUGCGGUGCAGCGGACCCGGGCGGGGCGGGAUGCCAUGCGGGUCGAGCUAUUUCGGAGGGUGAAGAGCCUUUUUGGGCUGUCGGCGUAG
Messenger RNA from Chaetomium fimeti, 1269 nucleotides. RefSeq names its product FAD-linked oxidoreductase-like protein. Gene Ontology annotation, cellular component: mitochondrion. Gene Ontology annotation, molecular function: proline dehydrogenase activity; FAD binding. The transcript has a single exon. The coding region runs from base 1 to 1269 and encodes 422 amino acids. The record is from RefSeq and is a predicted model, not a curated record. NCBI's taxonomy places the organism in Eukaryota, Fungi, Ascomycota, Sordariomycetes, Sordariales, Chaetomiaceae.